AUGAAUGGGGUACAUCUAAGCCUUCUUCUCGCCUGUAUUAUAUGGGUUGUACAGUCUCAUAUUGAAGAGAUGACACAUAUCCAGGAAGAAGCCGGCAGUGACCAUAUUGUCCGUCUUUCAGGGAUUCUUCUACCAAUAUCCAUUGUCAAGUUGAAGAAGACUUCUCAGAGGGUGAGCAAAUCGGAUGCUGAAAAGAAUAAAUCCGCCAAGAAAAAGGAACUUCCGAAAAAGAAGUCGUGGACGCCACCUGCAAACUGUGUGCCCCUUAAAUCCAGCUGUAGGCCCCCCGCACCCCCCUGCUGUGAGCCCUGUGCUUUCUGCCAUUGCCAUAUCUUCCAUACUGUCUGCGUCUAUAAGAUGGGGUCUCCACACUGCUGA
Hyla sarda is the source of this 378-nucleotide messenger RNA. Its product is annotated as agouti-signaling protein-like. Gene Ontology annotation, cellular component: extracellular region. The record is from RefSeq and is a predicted model, not a curated record. The transcript has 3 exons. Gene Ontology annotation, molecular function: neuropeptide hormone activity; melanocortin receptor binding. The coding region runs from base 1 to 378 and encodes 125 amino acids. Lineage: Eukaryota; Metazoa; Chordata; Amphibia; Anura; Hylidae. Gene Ontology annotation, biological process: positive regulation of melanin biosynthetic process; hormone-mediated signaling pathway; melanosome organization.